GGGUCCAUUCAAAGGAUGUCUCGACCACUAACGCGAGACUCCUCCCCUUCUCCUUCGCCGGGAUUGCCCUCUCCAGCGAUCGUCGAUGCUCAGUGUCCAACUCUGUACAGCUCUUCAACUCCGCUACUGGGGUACAACACCCUUCUCCUCGAAUUGGGUCUCUUUCUGCCUCCGAGGUGCGUCACUCAGUCUCGCGAAGGCAGGUUCUUUGGCUCAUUUAAAUGUUUGAGCUCUGGAGUUGUAGCAAUUCAGUUGGUAGAAUGCGAGCUCUUCUUUGGUUUUUGGAUGGCUGCCGCACCUUCAAUGGCAGUCCCUUCAUGCUCACCUACUUCGGCCGCUCUAGAAGCAAGCCCUAGAGUAUGUGGCGUUCUCGCAAGAAGUGCAGCUCCGGUCAUCAGUCUGAACAGUGCCAUGUGGGGGAUAAAAUUGCAAAAAGUAAUCCCUACUAAGUGGGUCAAGGUGGGGGGCCUUAAUGCAGUGGCCGCAUAUGAUGACGACGAGGAAGAGGAGGCUGAAGAGGACAUUACCGCUGCGUAUGAAGCCUUGUAUGGAAAGGCGUUCGAGGGGUUGAGUAAAGGCUCAAGCGGCGAUGAGAAUCUUAGCGAUGAUUCACGGGGCAAGCGUGGUGGAGAUCGCCGGGGUAGCAAAAACUCCGAGGAUAAAAUGGAAGAGAGAGUGGUACAAAUUCGUCGAGUUACCAAGGUGGUGAAGGGAGGCAAGCAGAUGUCUUUCCGUGCUGUAGUCGUUAUAGGUGAUAAGAAGGGGACAGUUGGUGUGGGAGUUGGAUCGGCGAAGGAGGUCAUUACUGCCGUGCAGAAGUCGGCCACUGACGCCAGACGCCACUUGGUUACCGUGCCCAUGACCAAGUACCUGACUUUCCCACACAGAGCGGAUGGAGAUUACGGAGCUGCCAAGGUGAUGCUCAGGCCUGCAGCUACAGGCACAGGAGUUAUUGCUGGAGGUGCUGUGCGUGUGGUGCUUGAGUUGGCAGGAGUGGAGAAUGCUUUAGGUAAGGAGCUUGGAAGCAAGAACCCCCUCAAUAAUGCCAGAGCUGUCGUCGAAGCUGUUGGAAAGAUGAAACAGUUCAGGGAUGUAGCUAGGGACCGUGGUAUCCCAAUGGAGGAACUCUGGAAAUGAACAUACUGGGUGCUUUAGGUAGUACGAUAAACUGAUACGUUCUCAGCUAGUUUUGGAGGAUUUUUUUUUGGCUCCCUCUUUGUAGUGGCACAAUCAAUUUUUUCCCCCAUGUUUAAACAAUGGUUGCCUUCCAUUCACUUUGUUGUU
This is a messenger RNA of Physcomitrium patens, 1284 nucleotides long. NCBI's taxonomy places the organism in Eukaryota, Viridiplantae, Streptophyta, Bryopsida, Funariales, Funariaceae. The record is from RefSeq and is a predicted model, not a curated record.